AUGAACCGUUCAAAGUUCAAUGCAGCCGACGAGACGCUUCAGUCCGACGACCGAGCUGAUUUCGCUGUCGGUGAGGCUUCUGGUGAUGUUAAACAUGAAUUGAAACUCAAUAUCGGUGGUCGGGGUGCUACCCACCGUCGUCUGCAUGACUGUCAAGUGACCAUGAUCGGUUUCUGCGGUGGUAUAGGCACGGGACUUUUCAUAGGCACUGGCUCUGCAUAUGCUAAAGCUGGCCCUGCUGGAUUAUUUGUCGCCUACAUAAUUGUCGGCUCAGUCCUGUGGUGUAUGAUGCAAAGCAUUGCCGAAUUGGCUACCUUAUUCCCUACAGCUGGGUCUUUUCCACACUGGGCUACCCGCUUCAUUGAUCCCGCAGUGGGGUUCUCGCUAGCUAUUUCCUACGGAUAUUGCUUUAUGAUUGCUAUUGCCUCCGAAACGUUCGCCGCUGCUUUGAUAGUAUCUUAUUGGAGUGACAUAACUCCUGCCGUGGUCAUCACUGUCAGCCUUACUCCUCUUCUAUCCAUCAACCUUAUGAGCGUCCACUUCUACAGUGAUUCCGAAGUGUUAGGUGGCACCGUCAAGGUUGUUUGUUUUCUUGGCCUUAUAUUCGUCUCUAUUGUUAUCACAGCCCGUGACCGUAUUGGGUUCCGCUAUUGGAAUGACCCUGGCGCGUGGACAAACUACAACGACAUUAUGGGCCCUAAAGGACACUUCCUUGGGCUUUUAUCCGCCUUUUUCAACGCAUCUUUCAGUUUUAUUGGAAUUGAAACCGUUGUCAUUACAACCGGAGAGGCAAUGAACCCACAUUACGCUAUCCCGAAAGCAGCACGGUAUAUCACCUACCGGAUCGGAUUCUUCUAUGUUCUGGGCGCGCUCCUUAUUAGUAUAACAGUCGACCCACGAAAUUCAGAUCUUGUUUCUGGGGCUGGGAAUGCCCACAGUUCCCCUUUUGUCAUUGCUAUUAAAGCAGCAGGUAUAUCAGCCUUACCCUCGAUAGUGAACGCCUGUAUUUUUGUAUCUGCGUGGUCUGCAGGGAACUCAUAUUGCCGGAUCGGGUCACGAAUGAUUUUGGCUAUGACAACGGACCAUCAACUACCACAGGUAUUUGGAAAGGUUAAUAGGAAGGGCGUGCCUUAUGUGGCCGUGAUUACAGCUUGGCUUUUCGGACUCCUGGCCUAUCUGAGUCUGGGCAAAGGAGGUGCUUCACAGAGUCUGGGAACAGUUGCUGGAAUCAUAGCAUGGGCAACUCUUUGCUUUUUUUAUAUUAGCUUUCACGCCGGACCGAAGGCCCAAGGCGUUAGCUGCGAAUCUCUUCCGUGGAAGUCUCCGUUUCAACCGUUCACGGCAUGGUAUGGAUUCAUCGGUGCCAGUACCAUCUUUUUUAUUACCGGUUCCAUGUUUUCCUCAAGGGAAAUUGGUCCGUAUCGACCUUUGUGGCUGCAUACAUUGUUUGCCUCUGCCUCGGAUAUGGACCUUUGGUCUGGCCGACUUGAAGGGGGAGAGAUCGAAGAGCUCACAGCCCCAGACCUGAGGCGUUGCAUGUGGAAACGUGUUUUGGAUCACGUCGUCUGA
Penicillium manginii is the source of this 1569-nucleotide messenger RNA. Its product is annotated as Proline-specific permease. Gene Ontology annotation, molecular function: amino acid transmembrane transporter activity. The transcript is spliced from 5 exons. Bases 1 to 1569 code for a protein of 522 amino acids. Gene Ontology annotation, biological process: amino acid transmembrane transport. NCBI's taxonomy places the organism in Eukaryota, Fungi, Ascomycota, Eurotiomycetes, Eurotiales, Aspergillaceae. The record is from RefSeq and is a predicted model, not a curated record. Gene Ontology annotation, cellular component: membrane.